Molecule: messenger RNA, 1877 nt
Organism: Pelobates fuscus (common spadefoot toad)
Lineage: Eukaryota; Metazoa; Chordata; Amphibia; Anura; Pelobatidae
Product: sulfotransferase 1B1-like
Exons: 8
Coding region: 421-1305 (294 amino acids)
Biological process (GO): sulfation
Cellular component (GO): cytoplasm
Molecular function (GO): aryl sulfotransferase activity
Source: RefSeq, a predicted model, not a curated record
GUUUAACCUAAAAAGACCGCAAUAUGUGUUUAUGGUCCUCGGAGUGCCCCUUCUAUUAAAUUAAACUUUAUAUAUUCAUGUUUGAAUCUACUCUUUGCAGCCACCGGCAAACUUGGACUAUUCACAUGAAAAGUAAUUGGAUAUUAAAUUUUAUGAACAUUUAAUGACAAGUACGGAAAUUCUUUAAACAAUAAGUAUGCUGGUAAAAGCCCGGUCAUGCUGGGGUUAAAUACUCACUGUAUUCAGCAUGUGUGCUUCUGUGGGAGGAGAUAAUGGGCCUUAAGCCUUGAACAAAACAUUAAAGUUGCUGGACUUGCUACCCCACACAUCCCCCUCUCAACCCUCCCUCAUUAUCUCCUGCCUGGCUCAGUGACUCUGUGUUACUUCACUCCAGUGCAGAGCAAAGUCCUUGUCCACAGAAUGGACAGUUCAACAGAAUGGCAACGCAAAGACUGGAUCCUGGUCCAUGGAGUCCCCAUGAUUGCUGCCUUCAGUAAGAACUGGGAGCGGAUCGAUGCAUUCCAGGCCAGGGACGAUGACAUCAUCAUAGCCACCUACCCCAAAUCAGGCACCACGUGGAUAAGUGAGAUUGUGGACGUUAUCCUGGCCGAUGGGGACACGGAAAAGUCUAAGAGAGAUGUCAUCUACAACAAAGUGCCAAUGCUGGAAUUCUGUGUGCCGGGAAUUGUACCCCCAGGAUCCCAGCAGUUGGAAUCCGUACCUUCCCCUCGAAUGAUCAAGACACAUCUCACCAUCUCCCUCCUUCCAAAAUCCUUUUGGGAAAAGAACUGUAAGAUUAUAUACAUGGCAAGAAAUCCAAAGGACGUGGCCGUGUCGUUUUAUCACUUUGACAAGAUGAACAAGUUGCACCCGGAUCCUGGACCCUGGGAGCAGUAUACAGAGAAGUUCCUGCAGGGGGCAGUGGGUUACGGACCGUGGGGGCCCCAUGUGAGAGAUUGGUGGAAUCUUAGAAAUGAGAGGAACCUUCUCUACCUUUUCUAUGAGGACAUCCUAGAGGACCCAAAGUGUGAGAUCCAGAAGGUGAUGAGGUUUCUGGGGAAGGACCUCUCUGAGGAAGUUCUGGAGAAGAUCGUUCAGCACACCUCAUUUCAGUCCAUGAAGCAGAACCCAAUGACUAAUUACACAAUGUUGCCUUCCUCAAUGAUGGAUCAUUCUGUAUCUCCUUUUAUGAGAAAAGGAAUCUGCGGUGACUGGAAAAACCAUUUCACCGAGGCCCAAAGCAGGAGAUUUGAUGAAUAUUACAAGAAGGAAGUAUCUGGCACGGAUUUAUCGUUCCGAUUCUAGGACUGAGCGGUUUCCGUAGUUACUGUCACUGGUCUUAACACAACCUAACACAAACACAAUCUGAGACACCAUGGACCAUCAUAACCAGCUCCUCCCAUGUGUGGAUCAUCACACCAUCACCUUGAAGAAAUGUUUAAUGUAUCAUACAUGACCAUCACAAGGGGGAAGUAUUUUUGUAGCACAUCAUUGACCAGCUGAAAAAUGCUUCCCUCACAGGCUAUAGACAUGUUCCCCGUCCCCAAUACAGAGCACACAGAGCACACAGAGCACAAUACUACGGAGUGAGUGUGACUUACAGAAGACUGUCAUUAAGGGAAGACACGUUGAAAUGUUUUACUAAAAUCCUACGUAUUGUUUAUUUAAUCCCUUCCAUGAUGGCUGCCUGGAUAAAGUCUCAACACCACCUAUAGACACCAUGGUCCUACAAAAUUACCAAAUAAACACGUGUUCCAAGAUUCCGAUCUGUAAGAAUUUUUACAGUUAUAUUUACAGGGUUAUUUACUAACGCGAGAAUUCACAGUGACUUUCAAACUCCAGUCUGAGGAGCCAAACUGGAAGCAUAGUUAACUUUU